CUGCGGCUGUGUGCGGAGCGUAGAGCGCUGAGCGUGUGUUGUGCCGUGUCCCUCCCGUUCUUGUUCAUGGAUUACGUUCAUGGAUUACCGUCGUCGCGUCUGCCCGCAACUGGCAGACGGGUGCCGUGCAGCUAAACUUGUGCAGGUCACCAACCAGCGCUGUUCAUGUUUUGGAUCAAGUUUCAGAAGUACCGUGAUAUAGCCAGGUCACUCUUGGAACCUAGUGGCUGCGGCGGCGCGGCCAGUCAGCAAGUCUGCUGUAAGCAUGCCUUUCAUUGACGACGACCUGCUGUGGUGCCCUGACAACGACGGCAAGAUGGUGGACCUGUCACAAUGCUUGGAUUCUGGAAAUCAGCAGGAAGGAGGGGGGACUGGCCUGGGUGAGCUGUCACAGCAGGAUCUCUCAGGACUGGUAGGAGAAUUUGAGGAGGAGGUAGAUGAUGAUCUGUUCAAGCAAUUGGGAGACACAACAUUUGAGUUGGAUACAUUCUUCCCCGACUUUGUUGACAAGGAAGAAAACAACAACAAUGUGUCCCCAGGUUCUGCAGAAUCAGUCAAUUCUAGUAACGCAAACAAAAGUGCAGUUGCGCGUAAGAUGAACAUUAUUGCUGCAAACCCACUGCUCGCAGAGAAACUGUCAGCCCCUGCUCCUGCCCCCAACCCCGCCCCUGUGUCAGCCUCUGCUUCGGCUUCUGCCCCUGUGUCAGCGCCUAGCUCCAUAGCUCCUCCAGCAGGCAUACCAGCCAUCCCACCGGUUCCUCCAGCAUGCACGUAUGCUCGGGUCAAGACUGAGCUCCUACCAGGUAAAGGUAGUUUGAGCACAAUCCAACUGUCAAAACAUCAAGAACAGUUCCAUUUUUGUAAACCAGAAUAG
This is a messenger RNA of Schistocerca piceifrons (Central American locust), 874 nucleotides long. Its product is annotated as ecdysone-induced protein 74EF-like. NCBI's taxonomy places the organism in Eukaryota, Metazoa, Arthropoda, Insecta, Orthoptera, Acrididae. The record is from RefSeq and is a predicted model, not a curated record. Bases 266 to 874 code for a protein of 202 amino acids. The transcript is spliced from 8 exons.